GAGGACCUGGACGAGACGCUGCUGGUGUUCGACACCAAGCUGCGCCACAUGCGCUCCGACCUGGCGGCCAUCGAGGGCAGCAACAACCGGCUGGAGCUGCAGAGCAGGAACAACGGCAGGCUCAUGGACACACUGCAGGACCUGCUGUCGGAGUUGCGGCUGCCUGCUGACGUGGAGGCGCUGCUGGAGGCGCCGCCGUUCGGGAGGGACAGCAAGCUGGACUCCAUCACGCGGGCCGCCUGGCAGCUGCACGGCAGGCUGCGGCGGCUGGACCCGGGGGCUCCGGGCUGCCUGUCGCUGUACCUGCUGCAGAUGAGGG
Messenger RNA from Astrephomene gubernaculifera, 319 nucleotides. Lineage: Eukaryota; Viridiplantae; Chlorophyta; Chlorophyceae; Chlamydomonadales; Astrephomenaceae. The record is from the annotation of a GenBank genome assembly.